AUGUCACAGGUAGUGCAAUUUGGAUUUAUUGCACCUUUAAAUCUGGACAGAUACGAAAAAAAACGACCGUGGUUUGAAAAAUUAGAAGUUAGUUGCAGUUUACCCCAUGAUUAUCCAUCAUCCGAACCGGAAAUUUAUGCUCGUUCAAAUUGUUUGACCAGAGACAAUCAACACCAGUUAAAUGAAGACAUAAGUAAUUUUUUAAGCGAGCAACCUAAAGGUGAAUUGUGUAUAGGAUCUCUCAUUCAGUGGUUACUAGACAAUACAUGUAAAUAUAUUACUGAAAAAUCAAAAUUUUGUAAUACUCUACCAAGUAGUGAAGAUAGUGAAGAUGAUGAAUAUUUUUGUAGGUUAUGGAUAUAUAGUCACCACAUCUAUAAUAAAUGCAAACGUCGUUCCAUAUUAGAAUUAAGUCAACAACUGCAACUCACGGGUUUCUGUUUACCGGGAAAACCGGGUAUCAUAUGCGUCGAAGGUCCAACUAAAGACUGUAAUUAUUUUUGGCACAAAAUUAAGCACAUGAAUUGGAAGAAAAUUAUUUUGAAGAAGAAGGAGAUUCUGGAACUUGAUUCGAAGAAUAACUUAAGAAAAUUUGGUACUUUUGAAGAAAUAAGCUUUCAGCCGAGAAAGGGACCAGGUCGGGAGUAUCAUAUGGAUAUGGGAGAGUUUUUUCACUUCCUGGAAGAACAUCACUGUGGUUACGUUUUUCGAGAUUAUUUCGGUAUAGACGGUCGACUGUCAGGUCAUUCUUAAAUAUACAAUAAAGUUAGAAUUUGCUUCUAAAAUUUAUUUUUUCCAAAAUAUAAACUAUAAAUAUAUGAUAGAUUUUUUGCAGAAGUUUUAAGUGAAACUAUUCUAGCUUAUUUUCUUGCUAAAUAGUGAAUUGAAAUUUUAAAGCUUCCUUGUAACUAAAUAAAAAUAUUAAUAUUUUCAUUCCUUGUCAAAUAGUUUCCUUGAGUUUCUAGGAUAACUUUUAUAAUGUAAUUUUUUACUCUACUUUGGGUUUCAUUAAAAAGUUAGGAAUAUGAAAGUUAUCAUUGGAGAAAUCCAAUAUAUAAUAAGUAAUUUAUAUUCGCAGUGACUCAGAAGCCAGUUAACCUUAUUCCAUUUUGCAUGUUCCAAGUACAGUUGCAAAUGUGAAUCAUCAAUUGAGUUUAGAACAAAUUCAAAUUGAUAGUCUUUACUAUUUAUAAAAUUGUAGUAAAAUGUUUGAAUAAGACAGCAAUUUAGAUUUUACAAUGGUUAACUGACUUUUAGACCAUCCUGUAUAUUACGAUAAAAGAAACAAAGUAAUAACAAACUUUUCAUCUUACAAAGCACUAGAAUAAAAUUGAAAUCUCUCUUUAGUGAUAACUUUCAUAUUUUUUUAGUUAAUUUUCAGGCAGAUCACCGUUAUCAGACACUAAAAAUAUCAUCAUACAAAAAUAAAAUUAAAAAUCAGUUUAAAUUUUUAACAUUUUUAUGAUGCAUUCUGAGUGAAUAUGGUAUGUAGAUUUAAUUGUUUCUAUAUUAGUUUGAUCUGCAACCAGGAUACCAUUUCUUCAUGCCAGGGUGAUGUGAAUUUUUAUAAGUUCCUGCCCUAAAGUAAUUUUAUAUUGUUACUUAAUUUUAAAAUUUAGUUUCUAAUUUGUUCCUACUGCAAACUGCCAAGAUACUGUCAUUAUAUAAUCUUUAUUGUUACUUAUUUUUUUUUAACAAACAUUAGAAACUACAAUGUGUCAACUUGAGUCUCUGAGUUAAAUUCAAGUAAAUAAAGACUGUGAAACACUUGAUAUUAUAUCUUAUUAUUGAGAUAGGAAGUUGUUUAGGUUUGUAUUACUUGUUAGAGUUGAUAAUAUGUUUAAAUCUUAACACAAAAUCAAUUUAAAUACAUUGAUUUUGUGAAUAUACUAAAUCUGUAUGUAAUAUAUGGAUUAAAUUUUGUUCCAUAUUUUAUAAUCACUUGAGAGUAUAUCAUUCCAUGAUGUCUACAAAGACUUAAUAAAUUACUUCAUCAUGCAAUAAUUUUAAAUAUAUUUUCAUAUCUAAUUUUUAUUAUGUACAGAAACUUAUUAAAUUGAUUUGUACAUAUAAAAUUAACAAGAAAAAUGAAAAUUAUCGCUUUCUUUGAUAUAUGAAAAAAGCCUUCCAAUUUUUUCUGAAAUUAAUAUUUAGCAAGAAAAUAUUCCAGAAUAAUUUUAACUAAGUAGAUAGAGUUUAAAUUUAGUUAGUUAAGAUGCUGAUUUACAAUCUGAUAUUGUGAUGUAGUAGUGUAUCAUAAUCAUUCCUAAUUAUGUCUACCAUCCUUAACUUGAAUUCAUCAGAAUAAUCAAUUGACAUCAUUUAAAAUAAUAUCAAUCUGAAUUUUUGAAUGAAUGUUAAUGUAAAUCUUUAUUAAGAUGAGAAUUAAAUAACAUCAUAAGAUGAUGAUAAUUAAUAUAUGAAUAAGGUAGUCAUUGUGUGGUUAAUAAAAUAUAUGGUUAAUGAUGGUGUAUUUUAAUAGCCAUUUUGUUUUAGACUCUACUCGUAUGUUAAUGUUUAUUAAAGUUUACGUGAAUGAAUAUUAAUGAAUGUGCACAUAUGAUUGAGUGAUAUACAUGAUCUGCUAAAUAUGCCAGUCUUUGUGUAAUAAUGUACUGUACAUGUUACAUAUAGACUAACACUAUUGAUAGAUCUCAUAUGCAUUAGCAAAUCCUGCAUAACUCUUACAUGUGCAUUGUUUGUAAGUCUCACAUGGAACAUAUUUUCCAACAUAGAGUUAAUAUAAAAGUUGCAUAUCCUCCAGUUGUGCAGCUAUUGGAUAAAUAGUAAUCAACAGGGAUUUUAGUCCUUAAAUUUGAUGUUAACUGAACAAUAACUGUAUAAUCAAUAAUUAUUCAUUGGAUUGAAUGAUGAAUAUAUGUAUAAUAAUAAUUAAAACAAAAUUGAUAAAAAUUAUAUGUAUUUCAAACCAUAUUGAUGUCUUAAUUUAUAAAGUUAAAGUGAUUUGUUUAUAUUGAUUUAAUAUUGUGACUUUAAGUUUAACAUGCAGCUACUUCCAUUUUCUUGAAAAUUCAAAAGAUAUUCAUAUAACUAAAUAAAAAUCACUGCUUGUAACAUUCCAGAAAUUUGCAGAAUAUUUUGAUUUGUAAUAAAAUACUAAUUUUACUGAAAUACUUAAAUCCUUGAAAUUAAUGGAUGUUAUAUUAUCCAGUUAUAUCUAGAAACUAAAUGGUCAAAAGAUAUACUUGUAUAGUUCAUCAUCAGAUAUUGAGAUUUAAAAAUAUCAGUAUUAUUGUAAAACAUCAAGAUGUUACAUUGAUAUCAUGUUAGGACAUUGAAAUCCUUAGAUAUAAGGUAUACUAGAAUUUAAAAUGAUCUUAAAUUAUCAGAUAAAAUAUGAAUUGAUGUCUGAAGAAAGUGAGAUAAAUGAUAUUGGAGUUACCACAAAAUAUUCAUAUGAUACUGAUUUAUUUUUUAUGUUGAACUAUAUAUUGUAACAAGUUUUGUUUUGUUGCCAUUUACUUUGGAAUCUAUAGUGCAUAUCUACUUGACUGUUCUUUUGCUGCAAACAUAAUUUUAAGAAGUUAAAAUAUUGUGAGAAAUUAUUUAAAAUUGUAGUUUUGAGUUCCUUGGUUAACAUGAUAGAUGCAUUGUUGAAAAUAAUGUAUUAAGUGCACACUUAGACUUCAGAGAAACUAUUUCUAAGAGUUUAUUUGUUAUUUGGAAACUGUGUUGUACUAAAUUUUCUAGAGUAUUUCUAAGAGAUUGAAAAAUUGAAAGACAGCAGAUAAAUUCUUUGUUGUUAUAAAUUUGGCAUUAUUAGUUUGUCAUCACAAAUAUAGAGCAAUGAAUUCAAAAAAUAUUUUUUAUUUAAAUAUAUAGAAUAUUAUUAAUUGUCAAUCUUUAUGAUUAAUAACUAAUAGUAUUCUAUACAGCAAUACUUCUCGAUCAUAAUUAUGAUGAAAAUUAAUCAAAUAUAUAAUUAAUUUACUAUAGGUUGAUAAAAUUGUAAUUAAUAAAUGCUUGGAUUUUUUAAAAGUUUUAUAAUAAGUUUAAUUUGAAAAGUGUCUUUAAAUUCUCUCUUUAUAGGUAUUUCAUUAAUAUAAUUAAAGUUGUGGUGAGUUUUAAUUUUUCUUUUGUAGACCAGAAAAACUGGACUGUUGCCAGUCUAUAGUUGAGAAUCAUUGCUUUAGAAUAAAGAAAAAAUUCUAUCCUUACCAUGUAGAUAUAUAGGGAAAGUGAGUGUGUGAAAAUACUAUACUGAUUUCACAAUUAAUCAUAUAGUACUGUGGCUAAAUAUUACUCUCUAGCCUCUGUUCAUUUUGUAGGUAUUCAUUCAACAAGGAGCAAAGUUAGCUUCAAAAAGUAGAUAAGUAGAAAUGAAAAAUCUGGCAGUUACAAAGGUAUAAACUUGUAUCAUCCUAUAUGAUAGACUUCUAUAUCUUAUAAGCCAUUCUAACUUCAAAGUAUCUAAAUAAACAAUAAUUAUCAUCAUACAGAUUGCUAGGAAGGUGUCUUUGUUUACAAAUUGUUUAUGAAUUAUUCUAAGAAAGUGUUAGUUUGUAGAAAUAUGACAAAUUCCAUAAUAAUGGAAAGAAUAAAAAUUUUUCUUAGUUUAGUUUUGAUGCUUAUGAGUUUUAUUUAUUUCAUUGAGUGAAUGUAAAAUAAUAUUUGCCUACUGGUACAUUGUAUUUCCUGAUUUAAUUAAUUAAUCUCAUAAAAUUCUGAUUAAAAGAUAUUUUGUAUAAGUUGAAAUUAUAUAAUUACAGAAUAUGUAAUAUAAAUUUCUAAGUUUAUAAAAAGUUAUCCUAUAAAUGAGUUUUAUAAUUCUUCAAAUUAUCUUCACUUUAUAUGGAUAUAUGCAAUAAAUUAACUUAUAAUUUACAUGCUGAAUUUUAUAGAAUACUGAAAAUUUGCUCAUUCAUUAAAUGAUGUAUUAGUAUAAACUGUAAAUAUGAAGGAUGUUCUAUAUGCACAUUAAAUGCUGCUACAUAGUUAUUAUAAUUAGGCUAUUACUAUGUGUCAUGAAUUAAAAAAUAUUACAUUAAGUAUUAAAAUUUUUAUAAAUUGAGGUGUGAAAGAAGAAAAAUUUCAUGUUUGUUUAAUCAGUUAUUGAUUAAAUAUGAGUUAGUUUCUUGUGAGACUUAUCCAAUUUUAAAGACUUUAAGGAAUUUGUUUCAUGAUGCAGUAAGAUUGUGUCUGAAGUUCUUGGAUUUUAAGAUUUUUCAGUUUAGAGCUUGCCAAAAUCGAGCUUAAUUUGGAACUUGUUUUGUGUAUUUGUCAUGUAUAAAUCAUACAGUUGAUUUUUGAUUCAAUGGACUAAUAAGGGAGAGGUGUUUGUAUUGUUGAUUGAAGUUGUUUCUAAGGGCAACUAAAUAAUGAUGAUAAAUACAAAAAUCACGAGAUAAAACAGUAUUAUAUAAAUGAUAAAAUUACUAUGUUUAUGUGAUUUAAAACAUAAAAGUGAAUGUAAAAUAAGUGUUAAAAUGCUGAUUUAUCUUGAAUGGUGAAGAGAUAUUUAGAUAUACUGUAUUGUCAUGAUUAUAAAGAAGUCAAACAAUCACUAUAGUUAUUUUGAUUCACUGUGACUCCUCAUACACACUUUCUUUUCACAGAAGAGAGAAUUGGAUGAAGAGGAAGAUGGACGUGUACAGUGAUGGAACGAAUUCUUGCUGAAACAUGUCACGUGUUUUGGGUUGCACUAAGUUUUGGCCCAUUGUUUCCAAAAUCUGUUAAAUUGAAGUCUAUUGAAUUGAGAAUUGACUAUUCUUUAUGUUAUGUUUUUGUGCUAUAUUCUCUAUAUUGUCUCAUUAGCUAAAUUGCAUUUAUGCAUAUCACAUUUGGGAAAGAUUUAUCCAGAUUAUAUUGUAUGAUUUAGCUCUGACUUAAUCUGGAGGAACCUUUUCUCAAUUAAUGAGAUUUUACAAUGUAGUGUAAAACAUUAAUAUCAUUAGUUUGUAAUUGUUAAAUUGUGGUAAGAUUUGUAUGUCAAGUUUGUUAUAGUUUCUGUAGUCUUAAACUUUUUCAGGUAAAACAGUAGAAAAGAAAUGUAAGAAAUGUAAAGAUAAUUCUUAAAGCAUGGCACAAUUGAUUUGAACUUGGAAUUAAACUGGAUUAUCAGUCAGAAAGUUUUGUUGAUUGUAGUUUUGUUGUUAUCAGUGCUUUAAAAAUAACAAUUUUAAUGUUGUAAAUUCAUAAAAAUAAACUACUGAAGAAAUAAAUGUCAUGGUUUAUGAUUGCUUAUAUUCAUAAAUUUAUGUUAAUUUGUGUAUUGUAAUGUCAUUUAUGUGAAAUGAUGUCAGUUGGUAUCUUUUUAACUAGGGAAGUUAGAUUAGAGAAAAAAGUUAUUUUUUUAUAAUAUUCUGUUUUAUAUAAUGCACACAAGAUUCAAUAUACGCAGUAUGCACUUCAAAUCUACAUGUUAGAAUUUAAUAUGUUAGUAGAUUAAUAUACUAGCUUUAAUGUAGAAUAAUUUAAAUAUAUGUACACAAAUGUAACAAAAUUCUGUUGACAAAUUUCACAACUGACUUUCUAGAGUAUGUAAUAAACAAAUCAGUAACUACAUAUCAUUUUUUUUUUCUAUAAGAAUUUCAUUCAAUGAUGUAUAAUACAAACUUGUAUGGAUCAUUACAGAAACCAGAAAUAAUCUAAAUCACAGCUUAGUCUAUCCUAUGUAUGACUUAAUCCUUGUCUUUGUUAAGUGGUUAGCAAUUGUAACUGUUAUUGUUUUUUUUUCAUAUCAAAACUGUAAUGUAGACUAAAGAUAAGAAAAGCUGGAUUUAGAAUUGUCAAGGACCUUUAGCUAAGAUGCCUUUCUUCUCUACCAAAGCAUGAUGUUUUAAGCUGUAACUUCUUUAGUUUAUGUGUAAAUCUGGUCCUGAAGCAGGUCUGAAUGAUAGCUGAAGUCAAGACCUUAUAUCUAUAAUUGGUUCUAUGAUUCUAUUCAGUUAAUACUUUGCCAUGUUUUAAUAUUACUAUUUCAAUAUCUUGUUUUUAAUUUUACUGAAAAAUAAUUUGUAAAAUUUAACAAUUUUCAUGUUUAUGUAAUUAAUUAAUCAUAGAAGAAAAAGAUGAAAAUCCUUUAGAAAGUCAAAGAAAAUAUUGAUUUAAUGGAAUAAUAACUAUAAAAAAAUUUUUUUAAUUAUUCAAGUUCUUUUUUUUGUUAAAUCAUAGUAGAGUUAAUUGUUAGCUUUGAAAUUUGUGUAAAAAAUGUCUUGAUACUAAGAUAUUUCAUAUCAAAAUUACAAUUAUUUAUAUCCAAUAUAUCAUUGAAGCUUUAAAAUAAAUUAAUUUGUAUUUACAGAAUUCAUAGCAAAGUUAA
Centruroides sculpturatus (bark scorpion) is the source of this 7282-nucleotide messenger RNA. Its product is annotated as RWD domain-containing protein 2B-like. Gene Ontology annotation, molecular function: protein binding. The record is from RefSeq and is a predicted model, not a curated record. The transcript has 2 exons. Lineage: Eukaryota; Metazoa; Arthropoda; Arachnida; Scorpiones; Buthidae. Bases 1 to 753 code for a protein of 250 amino acids.